Myotis daubentonii (Daubenton's bat) is the source of this 4467-nucleotide messenger RNA. It is a transcript of the gene DDX42, whose product is annotated as DEAD-box helicase 42. NCBI's taxonomy places the organism in Eukaryota, Metazoa, Chordata, Mammalia, Chiroptera, Vespertilionidae. The transcript has 17 exons. Bases 1164 to 3638 code for a protein of 824 amino acids. The record is from RefSeq and is a predicted model, not a curated record. Gene Ontology annotation, molecular function: RNA helicase activity; ATP binding; nucleic acid binding.
UUGUGGUCUUGCUUUCUGAUUAAAAAACGUUUUGAGUUCAUCACGAAGCUCAAAAACACGUUUUAAAAUUUUUCCUCUCGACAACCAUCUCACUUCAGUGUGAAAUAGCAGAGCAUUGUUCAGCGCAUCCAACUUGUUGCACAGUUGCGAAAACAGUCGACGGUUUAAAGUGCUCGCCUUUACAAAAUUGACACAACUUAUGACACUUUUCAUUACUUCUUGUAACUCUUGUGGCAGCGUCUUUAUUGCUAAUAUUUGCCAAUGAAUCAUAUAGUGAUGACUUUUGGUGACUCAUUCCAUACCAAACAUUGAAAUCCAGAUCGACAUCCUAGCAUAGCUGGAGCACCAUCUGUGCAAACACCACAAACCUUUUCCCAAGAGAUCUUAUGCUCUUUCAGAAAUGAACCAACUGUGUUAAAUACAUCACGUGCAGUAGUUGUCGUUUCAAGAGGUUUGCAAAAAAGAAACUCAUCUUUACAGUCGCCAUCAUUAAUAUACCUCACGUAAACCAGUAGCUGAACAGUUUGCAACGUCUGUAGAUUCAUCAAGCUGGAUAUUAAAUAUUGGAAGUGGAGCAGAUUUAAUUUCCUGGAUUACCUGAUCAAGAAUAUCAGCAGACAUGUCAUCUAUUCUUCUGUGGACAGUGUCGUUAGAUAAGGAAAUUGCACUCAAUUCUGUAACAAAUUUGUCUCUCCAAUCAUAACUCAAAACAAUGUCUUUGGCCGCUGGCAACAGUAAAUCCUCAGCAAUGGUGUGAGGUUUCAUAGCUCUGGCGAUUCUGAGUGCCACCAAAUAUGAAGCUUCAACGGCUGCUACAUUUUGUUUGUGGUACUUGCCACCAGUGUCAAGUCUGGCUUUCUUGAGUCCAUCAGCUUUGCUUCUAAAAUAGUUGGUAUCCUUGCCGGCAAAGCUCUGACGCUUGCUAUCAAAAUGGCGUUUUAGUUUGUUUGGCUUCAUAGAUUUGGCUGAUAGAACUUCACAACAAAUAACACAUUGCAGUUUCUCAAUUCCUGCUGUAAUUAUUGAGAUACUUUGAAGAUGAGGAAGAAGACUCUAGCAAUGUUGAUUUACCUUACAUUCCUGCUGAAAACUCCCCUACCCGCCAGCAAUUCCGUUCCAAGCCAGCAGAUUCUGACAGCGAUGAUGAUCCCUUGGAGGCAUUCAUGGCUGAAGUGGAAGAUCAGGCAGCAAGAGACAUGAAGAGGCUUGAAGAAAAGGACAAGGAAAAGAAAAACGUAAAGGGUAUUCGAGAUGACAUUGAAGAGGAAGAUGACCAAGAAGCUUAUUUUCGGUACAUGGCAGAGAACCCAACUGCUGGUGUGGUUCAAGAGGAAGAGGAAGAUAAUUUGGAAUAUGAUAGUGAUGGAAAUCCAAUUGCACCUUCCAAAAAAAUCAUUGAUCCUCUUCCUCCCAUUGAUCAUUCAGAGAUUGACUAUCCACCAUUUGAAAAAAAUUUUUACAAUGAGCAUGAAGAGAUAACAAACCUCACCCCACAGCAGCUAAUAGAUCUCCGGCAUAAGCUCAAUCUUCGGGUCUCUGGUGCUGCACCUCCUAGACCAGGAAGCAGUUUUGCUCAUUUCGGGUUUGAUGAACAACUUAUGCACCAGAUUCGGAAAUCUGAAUACACACAGCCCACUCCAAUACAGUGCCAGGGUGUGCCUGUGGCAUUAAGUGGAAGAGACAUGAUUGGUAUUGCCAAAACAGGCAGUGGAAAAACUGCUGCCUUUAUCUGGCCCAUGCUGAUUCAUAUAAUGGACCAGAAGGAACUGGAACCAGGUGAUGGACCAAUUGCAGUGAUUGUGUGUCCUACGAGGGAGCUCUGCCAGCAGAUCCAUGCAGAAUGUAAGCGGUUUGGAAAAGCAUAUAAUCUUCGAUCAGUGGCCGUGUAUGGAGGAGGAAGCAUGUGGGAGCAGGCCAAGGCCCUUCAGGAAGGGGCAGAGAUUGUUGUGUGUACCCCAGGUCGACUGAUUGAUCAUGUGAAGAAGAAAGCUACCAAUCUUCAGAGAGUCUCUUACCUUGUAUUUGAUGAAGCAGAUCGAAUGUUUGACAUGGGAUUUGAGUACCAGGUGCGGUCGAUAGCCAGUCAUGUCCGUCCUGACAGACAAACUCUCUUAUUCAGUGCAACUUUUCGGAAAAAGAUUGAAAAACUGGCCAGAGACAUCCUGAUCGACCCUAUUCGAGUGGUGCAGGGAGAUAUUGGAGAGGCAAAUGAAGAUGUGACACAGAUUGUGGAAAUUCUCCAUUCCGGGCCUAGUAAAUGGAACUGGCUUACCCGGCGUCUGGUCGAGUUUACCUCUUCUGGGAGUGUCCUCCUGUUUGUUACGAAAAAAGCCAAUGCUGAGGAGCUGGCCAAUAACCUUAAACAGGAGGAUCAUAAUCUCGGGCUGCUUCAUGGGGACAUGGAUCAGAGUGAAAGAAACAAGGUCAUUUCAGACUUUAAGAAAAAGGACAUUCCCAUCCUGGUGGCCACAGAUGUUGCAGCCCGUGGUCUGGACAUUCCUUCAAUUAAGACUGUCAUUAACUAUGAUGUGGCUAGAGACAUUGAUACCCAUACUCAUAGAAUUGGCCGCACAGGACGAGCGGGUGAGAAGGGUGUGGCCUAUACCUUGCUAACCCCCAAGGACAGCAAUUUUGCUGGUGAUCUUGUCCGGAACUUGGAAGGAGCCAAUCAACAUGUUUCCAAGGAACUCCUAGAUCUGGCGAUGCAGAAUGCCUGGUUUCGGAAGUCCCGCUUCAAAGGAGGGAAAGGCAAAAAGCUGAACAUUGGUGGAGGAGGCCUGGGCUACAGGGAGCGGCCUGGGCUAGGCUCUGAGAACACGGACCGAGGAAAUAACAACAAUGUAAUGAGCAACUAUGAGGCCUACAAGCCCUCCACAGGAGCCAUGGGAGAUCGGCUGACGGCAAUGAAAGCGGCUUUCCAGUCACAGUACAAGAGUCACUUUGUUGCCGCCAGCUUAAGCAACCAGAAAGCUGGAAGUUCUGCUGCUGGGGCAAGUGGAUGGACAAGUGCAGGGAGCUUGAAUUCUGUACCAUCUAAUUCAGCCCAGCAGGGUCUUAACAGUCCUGAUAGCCCCGUUGCUAGUGCCACCAAGGGCAUCUCAGGCUUUGGCAAUACUGGGAACCUCAGCAGUGCCCCGGUGACCUACCCCACUGCCGGAGCCCAGGGAGUCAACAACACAGCUUCAGGGAAUAACAGCCGAGAAGGGAUUGGGGGUAGCAAUGGGAAGAGAGAGAGAUAUACUGAGAACCGGGGUGGCAGCCGUCACAGCCAUGGAGAGAGUGGCAGUGGCAAUCGGCAUGGUGAUAGCCCACGUCAUGGAGACAGUGGUCGCCAUGGAGAUGGAUACCGCUAUCCAGAAAGCAGCAGCCGUCAUACUGAUAGCCAUCGUCAUGGGGAGAACAGGCAUGGAGGAGGUGGAGGCCGACAUGGAGAGAGCCGAGGUGCAAAUGAUGGCCGGGGUGCAAAUGAUGGCCGGAAUGGUGAAAGCAGGAAAGAAGGUUGUAAUCGUGAGAGCAAGAUGGACCCCAAGGUGGAUAGCAGUAAGAUGGAUAAGAUGGACGGCAAGACAGAUAAGACAGCUGAUGGUUUUGCUGUCCCCGAGCCACCCAAGCGCAAGAAAAGUCGAUGGGACAGUUAGAUGGUAUGUGCUGAAGUGUGAAAUCCUUUGUUAUUUUUAGAAAGAUUUUUGGUAAUUAGGUGUCUCAGGGCUGGGUUGGGUGGGGCCCAAGAUGUAAGGACCCCCUUCCCUUAGUGGGUAGCUGGCCCUUGGAGACAUUACCCCUUCAUCUGGAUCGUUUUUUGGAUUAUUUUGGGGGGCUGCUUUGAUCAUAAGCAGUGAGAGCUGGGAAGCUUCUUUUGGCUCUGGGUUUGUUGUAAGGGCCUUAUAGGAUAUAAAACUCUAGGUUUAUAUCAUGUAGUGUGUAUUUUUUACGGUCAGCUUAUAAACAUCUAUAAGUAAAAAUCUUUUUCUUAGCCAUGUGCCCAGGCAGUCCCUUUUAGGAGUUGGCUUCUGCAAAGCCAGUCCUUUGAGGUGUUAGGGAUGUUUGGGAAGCACUUUGGUGCUUCCAUACAUUUGCAGGGAAGGGAGGUAUCUGAUUCUAAGUGGAGUUGAUGCUCAGGUUUGUAUCCAGCCCUGAGACAGGAAGAAGCAGCCUGUAGUAGAAGCCCAGAGCCACUACUAUUAAAAGGUGAAAGAUGAUCCUAAAAACAGGAUUGCUCCAGGUCUGAAGUGUUGCUAAAUUUAAAACCCCAACAGCUUUUAACUGUCUUCCCCUAUUUCAUUGUGUGUUGUUUUUUUUAACUUGCCACAAUGGUAGAAAAAUCUUUUGCUGAGAUGAUUUUGAUGAUUUUUGUUCUAUGUUGUUUAUAAAGGAAAUAUACAUAAUUCAAAUUUUGUGACUUUGUGAAGGUUUCUUUAAGAUGUGCAUUCUUUUCUGCUUGCUCUAGUAAAUGUUUUACUACUGGGA